UUUUCUUUUUUUAAUCAGAGCAUAAUAGACUCUAUAUAUUUAUAUCCCUCACUCUCUGGGUCAUCAUCAAUUCUCUAACUCAGCCCUUCCUUCCGUAUCGGCCAGCACCCUUCAAUAUUCCAAAUGUGCAUAGUGGCGUUUCUUUGGCAAGCCCACCCACUCUACCCUUUGAUCCUCUUGAACAACAGAGACGAGUACCACAACAGGGCGACGAAGGCAGCGUCAUGGUGGGAAGAUUCGGAAACAGAGAUCCUGGGAGGAAGAGACGAGUUGGGGGGAGGGACAUGGCUGGGUUGUUGCAGAGACGGAAGAAUCGCUUUUCUUACUAACGUCUUGGAACCUCACACUAGUCCUCGUGCCAGAACCCGGGGCGAGCUUCCCCUUCUGUUUCUCAAGAGCAGAAAGAGCCCGAGGGAAUUUGCAGAAGAGCUAAAGACAGAAGGAGAGUAUUACAACGGCUUCAACUUGGUGGUGGGAGACAUAGAGACGAAAUCCAUGGUUUAUAUGAGCAACAGGGGACCAAAAGCAGAGGCUGGCAAGUUCUACAUACAGGAGGUGAAGCCGGGCCUCCAUGUUCUGUGUAACGCUCAGCUAGACUCGCCUUGGCACAAGUCUGAGAGGCUUCGUGUGCGGUUCCAACAAGAGCUUGCCAAGUACGGGGAAAAACCAGUUUCACUCAGCCACAUUGCUGGUGCUAUUAUGAAGGACUCUGUUAAAUCCCCACCUGCCCUCCUCCCUCACAUCUGCUCUCCUGACUGGGAACUUUCCUUGAGCCCCAUUUUUGUCCAUUGCCAAACCGCACUGGGUGUUUAUGGGACUCGGAGCAUCACUGCCCUGUCUGUAACAUGGAGUGGGGAAGUCAGCUUUUAUGAGAUGUAUCUGGAUGUGGGUAGCACCAACGCCUGGAAGGAUCAUCUUUUCACUUUCUAUAUCCAGCACUGAUGAUGAUGAUGAUGAUGAUCCCCCAUAUUAAUAUUUCAUACUCCUUGUGGCAUUUUACGCAAUAAUUUGGGAUUCAUCAUUGUACUUUUAUGUAAAAAUUGUUCAAGUUCAAGGAGUAUUUGAACUUGGACAGUUGGGAGAUUUGUGAUGAUAUUGUUAUGAAAAUAAAGAACACCGUUGGUUCAAUAUAAGACACAAACUCUCCUGGUUGGUGUUUUAAAAGGUUAGAAAUAAAAGGAAGACGUCCUCUGAUGCAAUUGCACCGCAUGAUAUGGUGCUAUUGCC
Neltuma alba is the source of this 1227-nucleotide messenger RNA. RefSeq names its product transport and Golgi organization 2 homolog. The record is from RefSeq and is a predicted model, not a curated record. The transcript is spliced from 4 exons. The coding region runs from base 124 to 942 and encodes 272 amino acids. NCBI's taxonomy places the organism in Eukaryota, Viridiplantae, Streptophyta, Magnoliopsida, Fabales, Fabaceae.